AUGUCCCACAGGAAGUUCGAAAGGCCGCGCCACGGUUCUCUGGGCUUCUGCCCCCGGAAGCGCUGCCGCCGCCAUAGGGGAAAAGUAAAGGCAUUCCCCAAAGAUGACCCUUCGAAGCCUCCCCACCUCACUGCUUUCAUGGGCUACAAGGCCGGCAUGACGCACAUUGUCCGCGAGGUGGAGCGUCCUGGUUCAAAGCUGCACAAAAAAGAGGUUGUAGAGGCGGUCACAAUUGUGGAGUCGCCUCCAAUGGUCUGCGUCGGCUUGGUUGGCUACAUUGAGACUCCCCAGGGCCUACGUGCAUUAUCGACUGUCUGGGCUGGACACUUGAGCGAAGAGUGCCGGCGUCGGUUCUACAAGAACUGGUACAAGAGCAAAAAGAAGGCAUUCACUCGUUACUCGAAAAAAUACGCUGAGAAUAACAAGAUGCAGGCUGAAAUCGACUCCAUAAAGCAGCAUUGUGCGGUUAUUAGGGCGAUCUGCCACACACAGCCUAGCAAGACUCCCACAGGACUCAGAAAGGCGCACAUCAUGGAGAUCCAGGUCAAUGGUGGUACUGUUGCAGAGAAGGUUGAUUUCGUGACCAAGAUGUUCGAAUCACCAGUGCCGAUAAGCGCCGUGUUCGAGCAAGAUGAAAUGCUGGACGUGAUUGGUGUGACAAAGGGCCACGGGGUGAAGGGCGUGGUUUCUCGUUUCGGUGUGACCCGCCUACCUCGCAAGACCCAUCGUGGCUUGCGUAAGGUUGCAUGCAUUGGAGCCUGGCACCCUGCCAGAGUGCAGUUCCAAGUGCCGCGUCACGGUCAAAAGGGCUACUUCCACCGCACGGAGAUGAACAAGAAAGUGUAUCGCAUUGGCAGCGGCAGCGAUCCUCGCAAUGGCUCCACCGACGCUGAUCUCACCGAGAAGCGUAUCACGCCGAUGGGUGGUUUCCCUCAUUAUGGAGAGGUCAGGAGCGAUUUCAUCAUGAUCAAGGGCUGCAUCGUGGGCUGCAAGAAGAGACCUAUAACAAUGCGCAAGACCCUCGUACCGCGUACUUCUCGCAGGGCUCUGGAAAAUAUUCACCUGAAAUUCAUCGAUACCUCCUCAAAGUGGGGCCAUGGCCGCUUCCAGACUUCCGACGAGAAAGCCAAGUUCUAUGGACCUACGAAGCGCACGGCAGCAAUUUAA
Eimeria necatrix is the source of this 1167-nucleotide messenger RNA. RefSeq names its product 60S ribosomal protein L3, putative. Gene Ontology annotation, biological process: translation; ribosomal large subunit assembly. Gene Ontology annotation, cellular component: ribosome; cytosolic large ribosomal subunit. Gene Ontology annotation, molecular function: RNA binding; structural constituent of ribosome. The transcript has 4 exons. NCBI's taxonomy places the organism in Eukaryota, Apicomplexa, Conoidasida, Eucoccidiorida, Eimeriidae. The coding region runs from base 1 to 1167 and encodes 388 amino acids. The record is from RefSeq and is a predicted model, not a curated record.